AUGGCAGACAACGAUCAUAAAGGCGAUAUCAAGUUGACCGGCGCUCAAGAGACGUUGCUCCUGACCUUGAUAGCCCGAGCAAGGGACACCGAGUCAACACACCCCAUCCUCAACGACACGUACGCCGCGUCGGUAGUGAAACAGGAUAAAGACAGCGGCUACGGCUUCAGCAAGCGUCUGAGGUACGGACUCCUGGAGCGGCCAGUCUCAGCCUUGAUCUCACUCCGCACACGCAUCCUGGACCUCAAGACGGAGGCCUUCCUAGCCGCCCACCCUGGCCGCGCCACCGUGUUGCACCUGGCGUGCGGGCUGGACUCGAGGAGCUUGAGAGUGAAGUGGCAAGACCAAGGCAGGCUGUGGGUAGACGUCGACAAGCAGGAUGUCGUCGAGCUGCGGAGGCAGGUCACGAGGGAUCCGAGCGCGGGGCCCGGGGCGGAGCCAGUCGUGGUCAUUAUGGAGGGUUUGAGGAUGUAUCUGGAACGUGAUGAGGUCUACGGGUUGCUGCGGCAGAUCACAUGGUGUUUCCUGGACCGGGACGUCCACGGAGAGAUCUAUUUCGACGCUGCCGGGACAAUAACAGUCAACAUCGCCAACACGCUCGGAGUCCUGAAGCAGUUGGGCACAUCGCUGAAAUGGUCUUUGAGCCAUCACUCGGAGCUUGAAAAAGAGGUGCCUGGGCUUAAGUUCCAGGACGGCACGGGCUUCCCGAAAUGGAUCACGCACGAUGCGUUCACGGCUGGCCGGCUUGGCACGAUGGUGCGCAACAUCCUUUACGUGCUCAAUUUCUUGUGGCCUUCAACUCGGGCCGUCGGUAUAUACAGCUACAGAUUCCGAGGAGCUACCUCCUCGAAGAGAUCGAUGGUUUCAUAA
This is a messenger RNA of Diaporthe citri, 870 nucleotides long. RefSeq lists its product as uncharacterized. The record is from RefSeq and is a predicted model, not a curated record. Gene Ontology annotation, biological process: methylation. The transcript is spliced from 2 exons. Bases 1 to 870 code for a protein of 289 amino acids. Lineage: Eukaryota; Fungi; Ascomycota; Sordariomycetes; Diaporthales; Diaporthaceae. Gene Ontology annotation, molecular function: methyltransferase activity.